AUGGUACAAUCUUAUCCAGCAGUCCGAACGGUCGCUAAUGAUUUAUCUAAUUUAACUGCGAUGGAUAAAAAACAAUGGGAAGUUAAUUUAACACGAGGCGUAACUUAUCGUCAUGGAUCAAAUUGGCAUGAGGAUAAUGUUAAAAAUAUGAAAGAAUUACUCAAAGAUUUUAAAUCAAAAGAUGUUCGAAUAAUCAUUGCAAAUUUUAAUCAAACGGUAGCAACUCACAUGUUUUGUAAUGCUGCUAAAGAACAAAUUUAUGGUCCACGUUAUCAAUGGAUUAUGCUUGGGUAUGCAUCUGAAUCGGCAUGGUGGAAUGAAAAAACUGAUUGUUCAAUGCAAGAACUCAUUCGAGCAAUUAACGGAACAUUACAAACACGUAUACCAAAUAUAUCAAUGGAUGAUUCUGAUGAUCGACCGAAUCAUGUUUGGGAUUAUAUUGAACAUUUUUCGACAUUAAAAACAAAUUACUUCGAUGCAUACGCAUAUGAUACAGUAUGGAGUUUAGUACAUAUGUAUCGAUCGGGAAUCCUAUUGAAUCAAACGAAUAUAAAAACUAUUGUAAAUAAUAUUGAUUUUAUUGGUGCUACAGGAAAAGUUAGGUAUUUAAAUGGUCGACGAAUUGGCGAAAUUCUUGUUGAGCAAUAUGUUGCUUGUCGAAUGAUGAAUGAUGAUUCAUGUCAAAUACCAUGUUAUGAAAACGAUAAUGAUUGUAAUUUAACGGUUGUGAAAGUUUUUCUUGCUAAAAAUUCAGCGGCAAAUGAUGAUCUACCUAGUCUAUAUAAACUUCACUCAAUAAUGUGGCAUGGCAGCGCACCACCAAGAGAUCGAACAAACCAAACAAUUGUAUUCGAACAUAUUUAUCCUUCUGUAUUUAUAUCAAUUACAAUAUGCAGUGGAAUUGGAUUAAUUAUAUCAAUAUCAUUAUUUGUUUUUAAUAUUCAUUUUCGUUUACAUCGAUACAUUCGAAUGUCAAGUCCAUUAUUAAAUAAUAUUAUUUUAGGCGGUUGCAUGUUAGCUUAUAUUAGUACGAUUUUAAUGGGAAUAAAUUCAUCGUUAUUUCCAAAUACAGCUUUUACAGAUAUGCUUAUGAAUAUUAUUUGUGCGGGUAUUCAUGAUUCACGUUUACUUGUUGUUGUCGGAGCACUUCUAUGCAUUGAUUCACUCAUUCUAAUUGCUUGGCAACUAUUUGAUCCAAUUCAUCGACAAAUUGUUUAUGAUGCACCACAUCGACCAAAACAUAAUCAAGAUAUUGAAAUUAUUCCCUAUCGUGAAGAAUGUAAAGGCCAUCAUACAACAUUUUGGUUUCUUGUUUUAAUUUUUUAUAAAGGUCUACUAAUGGCCUAUGGAUCAUUUCUUUCGUGGAGAACUCGCCAUGUAACAAUUCCAGCAUUAAACGACUCACGUUAUAUUGGCUUAAGUGUUUAUAUUGUAUUUAUUUGUUGUGUACUUGGUUCAUUAGUUGCAUUUAUACCAUCGGAACAGAUUCAAUUUUCUUAUUGUCUUAGAUCCUUUUUUAUUAUGACAUGUACAACAGUAACUGUCUGUCUAGUAUUUGUACCUAAAAUUGUUGAAGUCUAUCACGAUCCGUAUGCGAAAAAAAAGCAACCAAGAAUUAUGCGUCGAUUUCAUACGCGAGCUCCUAAGCACACAAUUCUAACGAAUCAACAUUUAAAUGAUGCACUGAUGGAUAAUCAACAGUUACAAUUAGUUUUAUCCUUACAAGAAGAAACAUUAGAUCGAUUGAUUAAACAAAUAAAUGAAUGUGCAUCGGAAAGCGAUGGUAUUGUAGAACCAGUUGAACUCGAACGUCUUAUGGUCUCAAGUGACAAAGCGGAAGAAAAUCUUUCAAUGGAUGAAGACGACGACAAUUACUAUCCUAUUAUUUCAAAUAGCAAAUUAUAUGAAGGACGUGUUGCUCGAGCAGUUAGCUUAUGUUUGUACAAUAAAAUUCAUACGGUACAAAAAUAUUGGCCAGAAGCAAUUGAUAAGACUCAUUAUUCCAUAUCACAACUUCAAGUUAAUGAACAUUCACAAUCGAGGCUCUUAUUUAAUACAACGUCUCAAAGUGAAGAAUUCGAUGAGCAAACACCAAAUCUUUUACAAAUACCAUCGGCAAAAGAUACCGAAAUUGAAUAUGACGGUUUAAAUGAUCUUGAUGAAAACCGUCUGAAUAAAAUGAUUGAAACUGAUCUUGUUUCAUCUUAUUGUUAG
This is a messenger RNA of Rotaria socialis, 2214 nucleotides long. NCBI's taxonomy places the organism in Eukaryota, Metazoa, Rotifera, Eurotatoria, Philodinida, Philodinidae. The record is from the annotation of a GenBank genome assembly.